This is a messenger RNA of Hypanus sabinus (Atlantic stingray), 4141 nucleotides long. RefSeq names its product myo-inositol 2-dehydrogenase-like. Gene Ontology annotation, molecular function: oxidoreductase activity. The record is from RefSeq and is a predicted model, not a curated record. Lineage: Eukaryota; Metazoa; Chordata; Chondrichthyes; Myliobatiformes; Dasyatidae. Gene Ontology annotation, biological process: NADPH regeneration. Gene Ontology annotation, cellular component: cytoplasm. Bases 1331 to 3010 code for a protein of 559 amino acids. The transcript is spliced from 9 exons.
UGGAGGGCAGACUAGUCCUACUCGAUCAGCGGCGCCGCAGCUGGAUUUCUUAGUUCUGUUUCCUGUGGUUGGAUUUACAUCCGGGAGCAAGUAGAGGGGAUUGAUCAGCUUUUGGCGACCCGAUGAUUUGUGUUUCAGCGGAGAAACUGACGGAUGGGUAACGGGAGUCACUGAGGGCUUUAGCUGCUUGUUGUUGAUUUGCUCGCGGCGGGGCAGCAGAAAGUUGGAGGGAGGACGAGGGCUGAGUUUUCAGAGAGUCCGGGAGCAGCGCAGAGAAAUAGCGGAUUACUCUGCGGAGAGGGCGAAAUAAAACAAAUAACCGAGGGAGACAGGGAUAAAACAGGCUGCAAGAAGCUUCGAGAGAAGUCAGCUCCUGAGGGAAGUGAGAGAACAAUUAUAGGAAAAGAUAAACGGGGAUUGGAGCGUCGGAAAGAGGGCGAAGAGAGCCAGUAACAGGUGGGAAACAGGGAAAAAAGCACAGGAUGUGAUCUGGUAAAAACUGAAAGAAAUUGAAAUGAACACCAGCAAGAGGGAGGGAUAGGCAUCGGCUAUUAAUGAAAUCACAAUAAGGGGAAGGAGGGAGAAAAUACAGAAGGGAUAAAAAGAGUGAUAUGUCAGGAGAGAAGUAACAUGUAAACAGAGGAUUAAUACAGGAAGACCUGAUGAAGAUAAGUAAGAGAGAAGGUUGCAAAGUGCAAACAAAAGAUUUGCAGGAGAUUGUAAUAAGUUGCAUGGGGAGGAAGUAUUGAGUAUCAGAGAGUGAGGAUAGCCAGAGCUGAUGAAAGAAAUACAAGUACAGAGAGAGGGGAUCUUAUAGAGGGAUGAAGGGCUGAUGCAAGUUUCAGGAGAAGAAUGAAUGCUAAAAUACAUGAACAAACACAAACUCCAGAAUAACUGAGUGGAGGAAUAGACACAGAAAGACACUUUGUGAAAGGAAGAUUAUUGUUGCAGGGAAAGGAACAAAGGCAGGAGAGACACUGGAAGAGUCAAUUGUAAAUAGUAAUAUCAGACUGAAGAGCCACACACACAAAGAGGAAGCAUGCAGUGGAAUAAGCACUUAAUAUAUUAAAUUAGUCAAUGGGAGAAUAAAGGAAAUAAAUUUGUGAUAACGGUGGAGGGUAGCAGAUGCACAUUUACGAAAUCCGAGAAUAAGCAUUUGGUGUAAAGUCAUAAAUACCAAGAAUACAAUUUAUGCAGAGAAUAACAAAAAAAAUCCCGAGAAAGUUUAAAACUGUGUCAUAUUUGAGAUGAUUGAGAGUUAGUGGAAGAAAAACAGAACUAGUAAUAGAGAAUAUAAGUGGACAUUGAGAAAGAGGAUAGUAUCUCCAGUAUGGGGAGGAAGAAAAAAUCACUGCAUGAUUAUGCUGCUGAAUUUUGUGAUCUGUCAGUGAAAAGACAUGUUGUUGAGCAAAAGGAAGGUGGGGAGAGGGAUUUGGUGGAGAUUUUGUACUGUAAAUCCUGUGAGAUUCCCAUGAGUGCUCGGAGGGAUCGCAUUUUGGAGCAUCUGGCAUCGGCCAGGCACUACCGCAACAAACGGUUGGAGAAGCACACUUCAGCCAGACUUCAUGCAACCACGUUACUCAUGUCUCCCCCUACGAAUCUCUCUGCUGGGAUGUCUAUGUGUGAUCAACCUGUUCUACCACAGUCGUCAUCUUUUGUAUUCCGACCGAACCCAUGUCCCACCAGCUUCAACAAUAAUGUUUCUUCUCCAGUGUCUCAUAAUCAGAACAUGAUCUCAUUCAGAACAAGUGUAUCCAACUCUAUUACCAACACAUCGACUAUUCGCCAAGACGUGACUACCUCAAACUCUCCCUCAGGACCGGCACCUCCGUUCAACGGCCUGCAUGUCCUUAGUCAUUCCCACUCAUUGAGAUCCAGUGGCCAAAGGCACAUCAUUCCAGAAACUUCCAAUAACAUUGUUUCCAAUGUGGCAAUGGGACGAUAUGGGAAUGGCAGUUUGAUGGGCAGUCGCAUCGGAUUGGCACUUUUUGGCAUUUGCAGUGGCAACAGAGCUUUGUUUAAAAGCAUCCAAGAGGAGAGUGGCUGCAGCUUGCUUUAUAUUGUGGAGGACUGUAUUCAGGAUGUGGAAUGUGCCUUCAGCGCAGACGUUCUUGCAAAUACCCGGGUGGUACGUGGGCAAGAUGCUGACAUUGUGCUCAAUGACCAAUGUGUUUCAGGAGUCAUCAUUUCCUCGCUGGCAGAAGAAGGCUCAGAAGUAGUUCUGGAUGCUUUACGUGCAGGUAAAGGAGUAUUUUGUGAAAAGCUACUGAGUUUAGACAAACAUGUUGCUGAAUCAUGCUUUGAUGAGGCUGCAAGAGUUGGGAAACCUCUGGUCUGUGGACUGUAUAAGCGUUUCGAUCCUGCUGUACAGUUCUUAUACAAGAAGGUUCACAACAAGGCUCUGGGAAGAGUUCAGCGAAUUGUCAGUGUCAGUAAGACCUUCCCUUCUCCGUCUCUAAGCUACAUUAAAAAGACAGGUGGAAUUUUCUAUGAUGGUGUGGUACAUGACUUGGAUACUGUCUGUUGGAUUCUUGGAGAAAAUGCUCCAGAUACCAUAUUCUCCUUAGGCCAUGCCUUCUGUCAAGAAAUUGCAGCCCUUAAGGAUGCUGAUGCUGUCUCUGUUAGUAUGAAAUUUGCCAGUGGGGCAAUAGUCACGCUUGAUGUUAGUCAGCACUGUACACGGAGCAGUGACCAGAGACUAGAGGUUCAUGGAUCAGAAGGAACACUAAAGAUGGACAAUCAAAAUGCACUGGGAAUAACGGAACAGGGCACACCCAGGCCAGUGUGCUCCCAACUGCAUAAUGAGCGAUAUAGGGAUGCUUACAGAGAGCUUCUCAAACACUUCCUCAAGACGCUAAAAGGGAAGGAGCAGCCCUUUAUCACAAAAGAGAACUUCCUGUGGACGAUUCAGGUUGCUGCUGCUGCGGAGCAGUCUUGGAGGAACGGUUCAGCAGUUGACCUGCGGAAUGAACCUCUUGACGGCACUGUUAUUAAAACUGAGGUUCCCUGAUACGGAGAUGUGCGGAGGGAAGUGAGGACCAUGCUUAAUCACAAAAGCUGACAGUAACUUGUCAGGGCGUACAGAGGAAAUGAUCGGAGAGCAGACUACUGCUCUCUGCAUACUACUAGACCUUUUGGACAGAAGACAGAUACCUAUAAAGGAAGAAUUUUAUUCUAAGUAGGGUUAGAGUGGUAGCAAAUAUACUCAUCUGUUAAGUGGAGGGUUUGGGGGCGGGAUGUAAUGCAGGAGUAAAUUAACCCAUUGUGUGGUACAGUUCUGUCACACCCUCCUGAGAAUCUGAUGCUCUACCAACAAUCAGCACUUGGCAGAGACUAAUGGUUCAGAGUGCAGGAUCCUGCCUGCAGAAAUGUCUGCAAGAAUCUGGCAUUGGAACUGAUAAAAAAAUUUUUUAAAUGGUUUCUGCCUCCCUUCUUACUCCUCAAAUUGUAUACCACUUGUCCGUUUCAUGUGCAAUCCGCAGCUGUUGUUCAGUCUGCUGUUACCUAUAAAGGUGUCGAACUCUCGAAUGACAUGGGCAAAGCACUCGGUUAAAUCUGAUGAAGGUGAGGCUCUCCCAAUAGCAUAUCAGGAGUCUGAAGACUUGGGUUAAGUAUUUACUUUUUAGAGUACCACUAGAGGUGUGAUAAAAGUUUACUAUCUAUGAACUGGAAGAACUUGUCCAUUUGAUUUCAUGGUUCGUUGACCAUGGUCGGCACCAGUAUGUAUAACCAAUGUGGCGCAGGUUGCACAUGGACUUCUUGUUUGCUGUCUUCUACAUGAAAUAAAUGUUCGAUUCUUUGUUACAAUCAGUUAAUUGCAUUGAAUUCAAUUAUGUUUAAUGUGUGUUGUUUCAAAUAAGUAAUUUAUUUAGAAAAAUGUGCUUUUAUAUUUGCAAUAAUUGGACAACUUAGAAUUGCUUAUAAAUACUAUACUUGCCGGAUCCAACAUUGUAGAGAUCAGGUGAUGGACAGUUUGAAAUAUGCCCCUUUUGUAAUAGAAUAGUUAAUUUUAUUUUUAAAAAUGUAAACAUUUUAAUGAAUGUAAUUAUGUGCACUGUAUUGUCUCUUGUUUUUGACAGCCACACUUAUGUGAAAUGUAUAUACUUCCACUGUUUUGUCAAUGCAUUGAGUAUUAAUUUCA